UAAGGCAUCCAUCAGCCAAAGCUGCCUAAAGUUUCCACUUAAUGUUCUAAUUUAUAUAUCCUUCCACUUCUCCUCAUUCUGCCUCCUUCGACAGGCUUAUCCCCGCAGCCACACGCCACCUUCUCUCCUCCUCUCCCCUUAACACCAAUCGAGUCUAUUCACGAUGGCUCCCAACAGUGAGAACGCCAUGGCCCGGUUUCUUCUAGCCAUUCUAAACCAGAAGAACCUUAAGGACAUCGACUGGAAUCAAGUCGCCUCAGACCCUGUUCUCAUCGAACCCAUCACAAAUGGACAUGCUGCAAGGAUGCGCUUUGCUCGUUUCAAAACCACAGUCUUAGGCACCCAACCGCAGAAGAGAACUCGUCCUGCCGGCCCUGCAGACAAGUCUCGGGUGACGAAAGCAAGGAAGACGCAACAACCCAAGAAGGACAGCAUCGGCAAUUCUGAGUCAGGUUCGAGCGUCUCAUCGUAUGCUCAGGUUCGCCAGAGCCCUAUCAUCAAGCAAGAACAGAACCAACAUGCAUACAUGGCACAGUUCUCUCCCGCCUCUACUUCCUCUCCUUUCCUCAACGACAACUUGGACGACUUUGGUUGCAGUUCUCGAUUCCUCACCCCUUGCAGUGAUGAUAUGCCACAAGGGCUCUCCAUCAAUCCCGCUUCACUCGAAGACACCAGACAGCGAAAUGGAUUUGGUCCUUCGAUGGAUUGCCCCCCUGACUUCAUGGCCCAACCAGCGAUCCAUGACUUCAUGACCAUGGGGCAGUCCCAUUUUCAUACGUUUGACGUCGCCUGUAAUGAGACAUCUUACAACUCUGCGCUCGGCGAUGCACAGAGCCCAGCUGCCCUUGAUCUCAAUGGCGCUCCUCCCAUGCCAGACUGCAGCUCUGAAUGGCCUGACCAUUUCAACGACACUUCCUUUUGAUACCCACACGGAAAACAUGGAAACCCCACGAACAGAGGGUCGCUUGUGUACAAAAUGGUGAUUUGCUAGACUGCGUUUGCUUUAUGAAUUAAUGACAAUGGUUUCGUCGAUAUGGUUGCUUUUCCUAUUUCCUUCUGUCAGGGUUUUGCUUUACACAAGUUCCAACUUUGAUCCAACAAAGACGACUGUCAUAAGUCUCUACUAGGAUCAACAUCAAGUUAAAGAUGAAAAGAAUGCUAGUUACCGGAAGUCUGCUUUACUGGAACUUAUAUGUUGCUCUGGAAGUUGUAUACUAGCCUUUUUAUUCGCAGUCUAAUUCAGAGAAUCAUUUAUGGA
Messenger RNA from Fusarium oxysporum Fo47, 1258 nucleotides. RefSeq lists its product as uncharacterized. The coding region runs from base 164 to 922 and encodes 252 amino acids. The record is from RefSeq and is a predicted model, not a curated record. The transcript is spliced from 2 exons. Lineage: Eukaryota; Fungi; Ascomycota; Sordariomycetes; Hypocreales; Nectriaceae.